AUGACGGAUAUAGAAUUGGAAUUAGAGGAUGAAAAUGAGUCGUCUAAUGCACCAGAAACAGUUAAUGCUCAGGGAACGAUCUUUGCAAACAACAUUAAAAUAGAGCAACAAAAUAAUGACCCUAUUUUGACCAAAAAAGAACUAUACGCAUGGACUUUUGAAGAAGUACGCUGUGUAGUCAACAUUUUUGGGUUAUGGGUUGAUACAGCCUCGUUUAGCUUAUACACCUUUUCAUUUAGUGUAAUUCUACAAGCUAUCACUGCAAUAUCUAUCGGUGCAACGGCUGAUCACGGUGCAAUGCGCAAAACUUUAUUAAUAAGUUUUGCUUUGGUUGGAACUGACAAAUCAAAUCUUUCAAAUGAUCAACAACCUUUUUAUUUGGAUGAUGACAAUAUCAGUGAUCAAUCAACUACCAGACUUCUAAAUCUUGACAAUAAUUCCGAUGUUACUUUGUAUAAUCUUUUGAAUGAACUGACAACAACGAAAGAAAAGAUUUCAACUCAUAUAUCUGCGCGUGAGAUCUCCAUGAUUAUUUACGAAUUUGAUUACUGUGUAGGAUAUACCACAAUAUCUUCGGUGGCAUUGUUAUUUGCUAAAACAACGUUACAAGUUCCAGCUGUGGGUCUAAUUGCCAUUGCCUUAAUAGUUCCACUAUCUGCUCUAUUUGGAACGAUCAUAGUGCCAAAAUUUCAGUCAUAUUUCAAACUAACAACAAAGCAAACUGUUAUAUUAUUAAAUGUUUUAUUAUUAUGUAUUCCUGUUUAUGGUUGUUUUGGUUUUGUUUUGCCAUUUGGUGGUUUGAGAUCUGGUACAGAACUUUAUUAUUUAGCUGUUUGGUUUGGGAUAGUUAUCGGUUCUAUUCAAAGCUAUUGUAGAACUUUGUUUAGUGAAUUGGUUCCUCACGGUAGAGAAACGGAAUUUUUUGCUCUGUAUGCAGUUACUGAUAAAGGAUCAAGUUGGUUGGGUCCGACUUUGGUUGCCAUCAUUACUGGUAUGUCGAAUUUUGUUGAUUUUUGUGAUAUUCCAUAG
Messenger RNA from Racocetra fulgida, 1029 nucleotides. NCBI's taxonomy places the organism in Eukaryota, Fungi, Glomeromycota, Glomeromycetes, Diversisporales, Gigasporaceae. The record is from the annotation of a GenBank genome assembly.